This is a messenger RNA of Centropristis striata (black sea bass), 3430 nucleotides long. RefSeq names its product SUV3-like helicase (gene supv3l1). Gene Ontology annotation, cellular component: mitochondrial degradosome. Gene Ontology annotation, biological process: RNA catabolic process; mitochondrial RNA 3'-end processing. NCBI's taxonomy places the organism in Eukaryota, Metazoa, Chordata, Actinopteri, Perciformes, Serranidae. Gene Ontology annotation, molecular function: ATP binding; hydrolase activity, acting on acid anhydrides; RNA helicase activity. The record is from RefSeq and is a predicted model, not a curated record. The coding region runs from base 153 to 2450 and encodes 765 amino acids. The transcript is spliced from 16 exons.
CUGUCCCACGUUGUGAUUGCAGGAAGAGGACAGUACUGACCGUCCUCUAGUGAAGUUUGCUGUGGGUAAUUAAAAAUAUUUAGACCUGCUGAACAGCAUGGAGCAACAGUAGCAGAAGGAGCUAACACCCGGGACACAAACGACUCGCAGCGAUGUCAGUAAACCGGUGUACCUACUUGUUUUCUCGGCUUCAGCGCCACAUUAGCGCCCGGGCAGCCCGCAGCAGCGCAGGCAGCUGUCAUGUGUCCUCUGGCUCUGGUUUGUUGCUCAAACAACAUCAGGCUGGUUUUGUGGUCUGCAGCAGAAAUGUCUCAUCUAAAAACUCGUCUCCAAAACCCCCGGACACCUCUCUGUUUGUCCCCAUCCCCCUGAAGACAGACUCCUCGGCAGAUGGGGGUGUGGGAGUAGAGCUGACACAACCGCUCGACAAAAUUGAAAUGCUGAAAGUCCUGAACCGGUUUUAUAAGAAGAAGGAGAUGCAGAACCUGGCAGCAGAUCAUGGCCUGGAUGCUCGUCUGUACCACCAGGCCUUCAUUAGCUUCAGGAAGUAUGUCCUGGAAAUAACAUCACUCCCCGCUGAUCUGCACAUCAUCCUCAGUGACAUCUGCUUUGGAGCAGGUCAUAUAGAUGACAUCUACCCAUACUUUAUGCGUCACGCCAGGCAGAUCUUUCCCAUGCUGGACUGUAUGGAUGACCUGAUUAAGAUCUCAGACCUCAGAGUUCCUGUUAACUGGUACCCUGAGGCUCGUGCCGUCCUUAGGAAGAUUGUUUUUCAUGCUGGUCCCACUAACAGCGGUAAAACCUACCACGCCAUCCAGCGCUACCUGGCUGCUAAGUCUGCCGUCUACUGUGGCCCCCUGAAGCUCCUGGCCCACGAGAUCUUUGAGAAGAGCAACAGUGCUGGUGUGCCAUGUGACCUUGUUACUGGAGAAGAGAGGACCAUCGUGGACUCAGAGGGUCAACCAUCGAGUCAUGUGGCCUGCACCAUCGAGAUGUGCAGUGUCACCACACCUUAUGAGGUGGCUGUAAUCGAUGAAAUUCAAAUGAUCAGAGAUCCGGCCAGGGGCUGGGCCUGGACCCGAGCACUGCUGGGUCUCUGUGCAGAGGAGAUCCAUGUGUGUGGGGAACCCGCAGCCAUCAACUUUAUCAGAGAGCUGAUGUACACCACUGGAGAGGAGGUGGAGGUCAACACCUACCAGCGUUUAACUCCAUUCACAGUGCUGGAUAAAGCCGUGGAGACAUUAGACAAGUUGACACCAGGAGAUUGCAUCGUGUGCUUCAGUAAAAAUGACAUCUACUCCCUCAGCAGACAGAUUGAGGCCAGAGGACUAGAAUGUGCUGUCAUUUAUGGGAGUUUACCUCCAGGCACCAAGAUGUCACAGGCCAAGAAGUUUAAUGACCCCGAUGACCCCUGCAAGAUACUGGUUGCUACUGAUGCUAUUGGCAUGGGCCUAAACCUGAGCAUAAGGCGCAUCAUCUUUAACAGUCUGGUGAAGCCGAAUAUUAACGAGAAAGGGGAGAAACAGAUGGAAACCAUCAGCACAUCACAAGCUCUGCAGAUCGCCGGCCGCGCAGGGAGGUAUUCCUCCAAGUUUAAAGAGGGAGAAGUUACCACCAUGCACGGAGAUGAUCUUCUUGUUCUGAAGGAAAUACUCAGCCACACUGUAGACCCCAUAAAGACUGCAGGUCUCCAUCCUACAGCAGAGCAGAUAGAGAUGUUUGCGUAUCAGCUACCUGAUGCUACGCUGUCAAACCUCAUUGACAUAUUUGUCAGCCUGUCUCAGGUGGACGGGAUGUAUUUUGUCUGCAACAUUGACGACUUCAAGUUUCUGGCUGAUAUGAUUCAGCAUAUCCCACUAAACCUGAGGACACGCUACGUCUUCUGCACCGCUCCCAUCAACAAGAAACAACCUUUUGUGUGCACCUCCUUCCUAAAGUUUGCCCGCCAGUUCAGUCGAGGCGAACCCCUGACCUUUAACUGGGUCUAUCGCCAUGUCAACUGGCCUCUGUCUGCACCCAAAAACAUAAAAGACCUGGUGCACUUGGAAGCUGUUCAUGACGUGUUGGAUCUGUACCUCUGGUUAAGCUACCGUUUUAUGGACAUGUUUCCAGACACUGGCAUGAUUCGGGACAUCCAGCGGGAACUUGAUGACAUCAUACAAGAGGGCGUCCAUAAUAUCACUCGUCUCAUCAAAGCCACUGACCCGUCCAUCACUGGCCCACUACAGACACAGGGCAGCAGACAAACAGCCGGUGACGGCCAAAAAGAUUCGACCAAGAGCAUCGGUCAUAGGGAGCGACUGGCCUUAGGGGGGAUAAUGAACAGCUCUCUGGCCAACCGCCUGGUGAAAGACGGGCUGCUGACUCAUGAAUUGCUCCAGCAGCUGAAGAAGGAGUGGUCAAAAGACUUGUUAAAAGACAAGGAAGGGAAAACAAGAAAGAAGAAAUGAAAAACACACAUGGUCGAUGCUGUUCUCAUGGAGAUCAUUCACUGAUACAAGCCCUUGAUAGUUCCUGGUGGUUUGUUUCAAAUAAUCAUGUUUUCCAGCCAUGGAGGGAUCAUAAAAAAACUUUGAGCUGAAGCUAUAAAAAUGAAAACACCAAAAUGUAGUUUGAACACAAGAGCAUUGUUUGUUGCGGUCAUCUGGUCUGGACUGAGGUUUACACGUGCACACUGGGUCAUUAAAUGCUCUCAUGUGAUUCACUUGUUUUUACAGCGUUAAAAUGUAUCGUCCCAAUUUUAGUUGGAACACAGAAUAGCUCACAGAAUUACCUUAGAAACUAAAUUAAAACUGCUAAAUUAGCCCGACAACAAACUUUACUGGUCUGUCUCACUUGGAUUUGGCUAAGAAGAGAUGGCUGGGUGAUUGUGGGAGAUGGUCAUGUCCUGCCUGAGCUAAUGGCCCAUUGUUCUGACUAGAAAACUGACAAGCAACAUGUUUUAAAAACAGUGAGUCAGUGGAGGGUCAGUCAGUGGCGUAAAUGGUGUUUGAAGAAGCUUUGUUACCAUAAAAUGUUUUGCCUGCACUGUAUGAGUGUCUAUUAGUUUUCUGUCAUUUUAUUUAAAUGUAAAACCUCAGAACAGCAUGAGUAUGUAUUCGGGCUGGGUAUAUACUUUAUUAAGUAUUGACCAAAAUAAAUCCAGUAUCAAAAGUUCUCCAGUCAAACUAUACCUUUCUGUGAUCCUUUUUUGAACCCAGAUCUAGAAAAAAAAAAUCACUUUGUAUGGUUUUGCUCGCAGUCAAUCUGCAUAAGAAUUCUUCAGUUGAGCUCAACGUGUGAUUGGUCCACUACCACAGCAGCUCGACCCAUAAGGACUGUGCUGUUGUGAGGUCGAGUGCUGUGGAUUUGACUGAGCUGGCAGUUCAGCGUUUAUUGUAUAAAUGUAAAAAUCAUUUGCUGGUGACAUUUUACACAAGUGAACACAUGA